Messenger RNA from Peronospora matthiolae, 369 nucleotides. NCBI's taxonomy places the organism in Eukaryota, Oomycota, Peronosporomycetes, Peronosporales, Peronosporaceae. The record is from the annotation of a GenBank genome assembly.
AUGGGCAUCCAUGCUGUUAGCGUCAUGCUAGAGGCUCUCAAUAGAGAUGCCCAACAUGCUACUAUCGCCAAGUUCAUUCAAAAUGAACUUCACGCUGAACGCGAGAAAGUAGCCUUGCUUCACCAACAAGGUUCUCAACAAGCAGAGUUGUUGAGAGAACAGGGUGUUCAACAGUUUGAACUGUUGAGACAGCACCAGGCUGCUGCUGGUGGGUCGAUGCACUCGCGUCGACCCGAGACUUUGAAGAUUGACAUCUCCAAGUAUAGGGGGGUCGAAGAAGACUCCCUCUUGAGAUGGUUCGUCGAAUUGGAUGACGCCAUAAGGGCGCGUCGCAUCGACGACGGGGAUAUGCAAGUUGCAUUUGCCUAG